This is a messenger RNA of Apus apus (common swift), 1164 nucleotides long. It is a transcript of the gene RCCD1, whose product is annotated as RCC1 domain containing 1. The coding region runs from base 7 to 1056 and encodes 349 amino acids. Lineage: Eukaryota; Metazoa; Chordata; Aves; Apodiformes; Apodidae. The transcript has 7 exons. The record is from RefSeq and is a predicted model, not a curated record.
CCCGCCAUGGCGGCCCCGUGCCGGUCGUGGCUCGUGUUCGGCUUCAGCCCCGAGGAGGCCGCGGGGGAAGCGGCGCCGGGCCCGGGCCCGCGGCGGCUGGAGCCCGGGGCCGAGCGGAUCCGCCGCGUCUGGCCCUCCUGGAGCUACGUGGUGGUGGAGACCGAUGCGGGUCUGGAGCUGCGGAGCGCGGGGCUGCGGCGGCGGUUGCGGGGCUGGACCGAGGCGCUGCCCUCCGAGACCCACCUGGUGCUGCGGGGGGCGACGGCGGCGCGGGCCUGGCCGCGGGGGGGGCUGCGGAGACCCCCCGUCUGGAGCCGGGCGCUGCCGCCGGGGCCCCACCGCCCCCCGCCGCUGCCGCUGCUCCCCGACGGCUUCGUCCGCCCGCGCCCGCCCUUCUUCGCCCCCCUGGCCCUGCCCGCGGGGGUGCGGGCCCGCCGGGUGGUCCUGGGCCACGAGCACGCCCUGGCACUCGCCACCAGCGGGGAGGUCUAUGCCUGGGGCGGCGGCAGGCACGGGCAGCUCGGCCAUGGGACGCUGGAGUCGGCGCAGCAGCCGCGGCUGGUGGAGGCGCUGGCCGGCCUGCGGAUGGCGGCGGUGGCAGCGGGGGGGUGGCACUCGGCCAGUGUCAGUGAGGCAGGAGACCUGUACAUGUGGGGCUGGAAUGAGUCAGGGCAGCUGGCUCUGCCCUCCAAAGCGCUGGCGGAGGAGCGGGCGCAGUCCGAGGACACAGGGGACCCCCUGCCACCACCCCCCCAGGAGCAGCGGGCGGCUGAGGACGGCGCAUUCAUUGCCAUCCAGGCGUUCCCGGCGCUGCUGGAUCUGCCGCAGGACCUGGAGGUCAGCAGGGUCAGCUGCGGCUCCCGGCACACGGCUGUUGUCACACGAGGUGGCGAGCUCUACACCUGGGGCUGGGGUAAAUAUGGGCAGCUGGGACACGGGGACAACGUCAGCUCCGACCGCCCGCGCCGUGUCGAGCACCUGGUGGCUGAGGGGCUGCGAGCAGAGGAGGUGGUGUGUGGGCCCUGGACCACCUAUGUCUGUGUGUUGGGGCCGUGAGGGACCCUCUGCCCCUCCAGCCUGGGCCCUGCUGGGUGGCAGCUGCUCAAGUGAUAAAGAUGACAAGGGAAGGACUGAACAACUUUAUUACAUCUAUUUUUCUAUAAA